Zalophus californianus (California sea lion) is the source of this 1512-nucleotide messenger RNA. It is a transcript of the gene DNASE2B, whose product is annotated as deoxyribonuclease 2 beta. The transcript is spliced from 6 exons. The coding region runs from base 439 to 1512 and encodes 357 amino acids. Gene Ontology annotation, biological process: apoptotic DNA fragmentation. Gene Ontology annotation, molecular function: deoxyribonuclease II activity. The record is from RefSeq and is a predicted model, not a curated record. NCBI's taxonomy places the organism in Eukaryota, Metazoa, Chordata, Mammalia, Carnivora, Otariidae.
CAUUUCUGCUCAAUGAGUCAACGACAAGCAUUUGCUUUCACUCCUGGGCCAUCAUGAGGGAAAAACAUGAAAUAUAUUUAAUUCAACAUCUACUGAUCAACAUGGAGUUCCCCUGCCCACUGAACUUCCUACUAUAUGAUGUUCACUCCAAAGAGUUAACUAUAUAUCCCGCUUUUCUCUCCAGAACUUUUGAUGACUUUGCAAACCAGUCAACAAUUCAGCACCAAAGCCUCCAGAGUCACGCUGGCCUGUUGUGACAGGACCACACAAUGACAUGAAGUUCACCCUGUCCUGAAAAUGCCCAAACAGCGGUAACAGAGGUAAAUGGAAUCCCAACAUCAGCACCAGCACGGACUGAGAGAGACCUGAGACUCGGAGUCCUCAGUCUCGGGGGCAGGUUUCCCGCUGUGGCACGGCGUGAAGGUGGCAGAUAAAAAAAUGACAGCAAGACCUCGGAGAACAGCCCUUGCUUUGCUCUUCUUUAGCCUCUUUGGGGUCCUGGAGGCAACAACAAUAUCGUGCAGGAAUGAAGAAGGCAAAGCUGUGGAUUGGUUUAUCUUUUACAAGUUACCUAAAAGGCAAGACAAGGAAAGCAGACAGACUGGGUUAGAGUCCCUAUACCUAGACUCUACAACCAGAAGCUGGAGGAGGAGUAAGCAGCUCAUGAACACCACCAAGAGUGUGUUGGGAAGGACAUUACGACAGCUAUAUGAAGCUGACGCCUCCAAGAAUAAUAACACAGCCUAUCUACUAUACAAUGAUGGGGUCCCUACCUCUGUGAAUUACAGCAGAAAGUAUGGACACACUAAAGGCUUACUGCUGUGGAACAGAGUCCAGGGAAUCUGGCUGAUUCAUUCUAUUCCCCGGUUUCCUCCAACUCCUGAAGAAGGCUAUGAUUAUCCACCCACAGGAAGAAGACAUGGACAAACUGGCAUCUGCAUAACUUUUAAGUAUAACCAGUAUGAAGCAAUAGAUUCUCAGCUCUUGGUCUAUAACCCAAACAUUUAUAGCUGUUCCAUCCCAGCCAUCUUUCACCAGGAGCUCGUUCACAUGCCCCAGCUGUGUACUGGGUCCAGCUCAUCAGAGAUCCCUGGCCGGCACCUCACUGCACUUCAGUCAGCCCAGGGCCAAAAAUUCCUCCAUUUUGCAAAGUCUGAUUUCUUCAUUGAUGACAUCUUUGCAGCCUGGAUGGCUCAACGUUUGAAGACACACUUGCUAACAGAAACUUGGCAGCGAAAGAGACAAGAGCUUCCUUCAAACUGCUCCCUUCCUUACCAUGUCUACAAUGUCAAAGCAAUUAAGAUAUCUGGACAGUCUUAUUUCAGUUCUUACCAGGAUCAUGCCAAAUGGUGUGUUUCCCAAAAGAGGACCAAAAAUCGCUGGACCUGUAUUGGAGACCUAAAUCGGAGCCCAUACCAAGCCUUCAGAAGUGGAGGAUUCAUUUGUACCCAGAAUCAGCAUAUUUACCAUGCAUUUCAAGGCCUGGUUUUAUAUUAUGAGCACUGUAAGUAA